CUUCUGAGCGUCGCCCGAGCAGCAUCUGUGCGUGAGAGUGCGUGAUCCUGCUUGAUACUGCGUGUUAGUGCGCGGACCGGUGCACGACGCUGUGUGGUCGUUUAAUCAUCACUUCGUGCGCGUGGAUAUUUUAACGCAUCUUUUCGGACGCAGAGGACGUGGACGCGCAUCGCAAGUGACCUACAAAGUGACGCAGGCGCUGUCGCUUUAAAGCGAACACCUCCCCCUCCCCCCCAAUACUGAAGCCCCCCCCCAUUCGACCAGAUAACAUGGACGGAUUCUACGACCAGCAGGUCCCAUUCAUGGUCCCACCCAGCCAGCACAAGUCUCAUGUGGAUGGAGCGUCUCACGUCAGGCCUCUGUUGGACAGGAAGAGGAAGUUUGUCGACACAGAACUCGCCCAGGACACGGAAGAUCUCUUCCAAGACCUCAGCCAGCUGCAGGAGAUCUGGAUCGCAGAAGCCCAGGUGCCUGAUGACGAACAGUUUGUCCCUGAUUUCCAGUCGGAGAGCUUGAUGUUUCAUGGCCCGCCACCAGCCAAGAUCAAACGGGAGCUGACUCGCUCCGAGGAGCUGUCCCCCUGCCGCCAGGACAGGAGUCCCAUGCCCUACGGGGAGAAGUGCCUUUACAGCUACAGUGCCUGCGACAGGAAGCCCAGCCCAGGGUUCAAGCCAUUAACUCCCCCCUCGACGCCGGUCUCUCCUUGCGGCCCCAACAGCACGCCAGGAGCGCACCCACUGAGCGGGCAGACCCCCCCGCCUCACUCCCAUGUAGCCAAUCCGAACCCGGGGCCGCGUUCGGUGCACGCACAACAGCCAAUCACAGCAGGGCCGCCCAACCAGCAAGCACUCCCAGUCCACAGCCACAGCCCAUCCUUCGCCGUGCCCUGUGCACCCAUCAGUCAGGAUGCCAACAACUUCACACCUGAGCACAGGUUCCAGAGGCAGAUGUCAGAGCCAUGUCUACCCUUCCCCCCGUCAGAGAGUCAAGGGCGCCCCCAGUUCCUGCCUCAGCCUCCCAGCAGCAACAACAACAACAUCAACAACAACAACAACCUGCCACGUGACGGGCGGCCACCGUACCACCGGCAGAUGUCAGAGCCGCUGGUGGCAGUGCCUCCCCAGGGCUUCAAACAAGAGCUCAUCGACCCACGAUACGCCGAGCAGGGCGUCCCCUCCAUGGGCCCCCCAGGUCCCCCCCAGGGCCCUCAGUGUCAGGCUUCCUUCCAUCCCAUGGCCAUCAAACAGGAGCCCCGCGACUUCUGCUUUGAUUCUGAAGUGCCUAACUGUCAGUCAUCCUUUGGGAGAGCGGGGAGCUUCUACCAAAAUAACCAUGAAAGCUUCUCCUUCGACAGAGAUCCUCAGCUCUACUUUGACGAUACCUGCGUGGUCCCUGAAAGAUUAGAAGGUAAAGUAAAGCAGGAGCCUUCCGUGUACCGUGACGGUCCUCCCUACCAGCGCCGCGGCUCCCUGCAGCUCUGGCAGUUCCUGGUGACUCUACUGGACGACCCGGCCAAUGGCCACUUCAUCGCCUGGACCGGUCGCGGCAUGGAGUUUAAACUCAUCGAGCCAGAGGAGGUGGCUCGUCGCUGGGGAAUCCAGAAGAACCGACCGGCGAUGAACUACGACAAGCUGAGCCGCUCGCUGCGCUACUACUACGAGAAGGGCAUCAUGCAGAAGGUGGCAGGUGAACGAUACGUGUACAAGUUUGUGUGCGACCCCGAGGCUCUGUUCUCCAUGGCCUUCCCCGACAACCAGAGGCCCAACCUGAAGGUGGACCCGGACAGCCUGCCGGGGGUGGACGACGACACCGUGCCCCUCACCCACUACGAGGAGUCCGCCCCCUACCUGCUGGACACCGGGGAGCAGUGCGUGGCGGGCCUGCCCUUCUCAGACGUCUACGGCUACUAACACAAGCAGCUUCCGGCGUCCUGACACACACGCACACGCAAACACUCCCAGAGUCUCUCGACGCCCACUCUUAAAAAGAAAAACCCAGAGCUGGACCUGGCGAGCUUCUUUCGGGAAGAUGGGACCUCUGCUCUGUUCCUUCUCCUGCUCCCUGGAAAAACCUUUUAUUAAAAACUCUGUUCGCUUCCCCAGCCAAGAAUGAACGAGGGGAAAAACCUGCGACGGCUCUUCUGCUGCACCAUCACAUGAACGACGGAGAAAGAGAGAGAGAGAGAGAGAAAGGUGGAGGGAUGUGAGGCCGGUGACGUUGAACUGGAACCGGUCGCUCUCACAAGCUGAAGGAGAGAGGCUCCUGUUGCGACGGAGACCAAACGAAGCGAGGCCACAGCCAACUUCAAACGAACUGGCAGACCCCCCCCCCCCCCCCCCCC
Pleuronectes platessa (European plaice) is the source of this 2341-nucleotide messenger RNA. RefSeq names its product ETS variant transcription factor 5a (gene etv5a). NCBI's taxonomy places the organism in Eukaryota, Metazoa, Chordata, Actinopteri, Pleuronectiformes, Pleuronectidae. The record is from RefSeq and is a predicted model, not a curated record. The transcript is spliced from 13 exons. Gene Ontology annotation, biological process: regulation of transcription by RNA polymerase II; cell differentiation. The coding region runs from base 270 to 1910 and encodes 546 amino acids. Gene Ontology annotation, cellular component: nucleus. Gene Ontology annotation, molecular function: DNA-binding transcription factor activity, RNA polymerase II-specific; sequence-specific DNA binding.